AUGUCUUCACGGCUAUCUAUCGCUUUAGGCCUCAUGGCUACCGGGUCUCUCGUGGCCGCCGGACCUUGCGAUCUUUACUCAGCCGGUGGUACCCCCUGCAUUGCAGCACACUCGACGACUCGAGCGCUCUACAGUGCCUUUUCCGGCUCGCUGUACCAGGUGAAGCGUGGUUCAGAUAACACUACAACCAACAUUGCACCUGUUUCUGCCGGCGGCGUUGCUAAUGCUGCCGCCCAAGAUACCUUCUGUGCCUCCACGACGUGCCUUAUCACCAUUAUUUACGACCAGUCUGGCAAAAGCAACCAUCUCACUCAGGCUCCUCCGGGCGGUUUCAAUGGUCCGGAAACCAAUCACUACGACAAUCUGGCCAGUGCUACUGGAGCACCCGUCACACUGAACGGCAAUAAGGCCUAUGGCGUCUUUAUUUCACCUGGCACGGGCUACCGCAACAACAAGGUCAGCGGCUCCGCUACAGGCGAUGCCGCUGAAGGCAUGUACGCCAUCUUCGACGGAACUCACUAUAAUGGGGGCUGCUGUUUUGACUAUGGUAACGCAGAAGUAAAUAGUUUAGAUACAGGCAAUGGUCACAUGGAGGCUCUCUACUUCGGCGAUAACAGUGCCUGGGGUAGCGGUUCAGGAAGCGGCCCUUGGGUCAUGGCUGACCUCGAGAACGGCCUGUUCUCCGGCCAAGGUUCAAAGCAAAACACCGCUGACCCAACUGUCACAUAUCGUUUCCUCACUGCCGUUCUCAAGGGUGGCGCCAACAAGUGGGCACUGAAAGGUGGCAAUGCUGCGUCGGGCUCGCUAUCGACCUAUUACAGUGGUGCUCGCCCAACCGCCUCUGGCUACAAUCCUAUGUCCAAGGAGGGUGCCAUCAUUCUCGGCAUAGGUGGUGACAAUAGUGUCAGUGCUCAGGGUACCUUUUACGAGGGUGUAAUGACCAGCGGCUAUCCUUCCGAUGAUGUCGAGAACUCCGUUCAAGCCAACAUCGUAGCGGCCAAAUAUGCGACCACGUCCUUAAACAGCGGCACAGCUUUCACCAAUGGUCAAUCCAUCUCCCUUCGCGCCACUACCUCUGGCUACGACACGCGCUACCUAGCCCACACCGGUGCCACUGUCAACACCCAGGUCGUCACUUCAUCAAGCGCCACAGCCCUCAAACAGCAAGCCAGCUGGACCGUUCGCACGGGUCUCGGUAACAGCGCAUGCUGGUCGUUCGAGUCAAAGGACACAGCUGGCAGCUACCUCCGUCACAACAACUUCGUUCUUCAACUUGUUGCGAACGAUGGUUCGAAGCAGUUCAAGGAAGAUGCUACCUUUUGUUCCGUUGCUGGGCUCGGCGGUUCAGGGCAGUCGAUUCGGGCUUGGGGCUAUCCUACUCGGUACAUCCGCCACUACGAAAAUGUGGGUUACAUUGCGAGUAACGGUGGUGUUCACGCGUUUGAUGCGGCGAGCUCGUUCAAUGCCGACGCUACUUGGGCGGUGAGCACGAGCUUUGCUUAG
This is a messenger RNA of Didymosphaeria variabile, 1503 nucleotides long. RefSeq lists its product as uncharacterized. Gene Ontology annotation, biological process: arabinan metabolic process; pectin catabolic process; L-arabinose metabolic process. The coding region runs from base 1 to 1503 and encodes 500 amino acids. Gene Ontology annotation, molecular function: alpha-L-arabinofuranosidase activity. The record is from RefSeq and is a predicted model, not a curated record. The transcript has 2 exons. Lineage: Eukaryota; Fungi; Ascomycota; Dothideomycetes; Pleosporales; Didymosphaeriaceae.